AAGGCAAUCAACUAUUAGUUAACAGUCAUCAUCAGCCUCUCAAAAUUAUUAACUACGACCUCUUUAUCAUCCAAAUCAGCCUUGAAUUCUCGAGAUUAAUAACCCUCAACUUUAUUCCUAUCUUUAAUCAAGACUUUGUCUCAUAUGUCUUUGACCAUAACUCAAUAUCCGACAUGGGAAGCAUAGGAAUUUUGGGAAUACAAGAGCACGUUCUCGUACCCAACACCAGCACCAUCUCCAUCACCAUCUAAACCCUGGACCUUUUUGCAACUAGACAUCCCUGAACCGCGAAAAUCGAACAAGCCAUGAGUGGCAAACGAUAUGCCUUCGUCCCUAUGGACGUAGAUGAAGUCGGUCCACAGAAAGUUGAGAAGAAAUCAAAACAUCGACGCCGUGAUGAAAACGAAAAAUCAAGCUCUCGUCGCGACUCCCAUCGCAAGUCGCAUCGCACUCGAAGUCGGAGUCGCAGUCGAUCGCCCCGCCCAGAUACAUACAAACACAAAUCCAAAUCAAUACGAAGGCAAGGCGAGAAAGACUUUGAUGAUAGAUGGGGCGAUGAAGAACCAGGAAGCGAGCCUGACCCGUCGGAGGAUGGACGCGACGAGGAACCCGAAUCCAAGGAAUUACCUAAACGUGUAAAAACAAGGCAUGAAGAGGAUGAGGACAAAAAUGAUGGUGCUGAAUCCGAUACGGCGCGUGAUAUCGCCGAAAGAGAAGCUUUUUCCAAACGUCUCAAGGAACGAGACGGGGGAAAGUCAAAGACGGAGGGUAAAGCUGAAAGAGAACGCCAGCGGCUAGCUGAGGAACUUUCCUCAAGUCGAGCUGCUAUGCCAGAUUUGCGCGAGCGUUCCAGGCAAGAUUACCUAAAGAAGAGAGAGACGGAAAGGUUAGCGUUGCUACGGAAACAGGUGGCAGAAGAAACGGCAGAGUUAAACAGUGGCGUACGUUUGUCGGAGCGCGAAAAGACAGAGUUUGCGAAGAAUCGAGAAAUUUUACGCCUUGCCGAAGAACGAUUACGGAUUGAUGAUCAUCGCGAUGGAUAUUACAUGCCGGAGGACUAUAUCACAGAAAAGGGAAAGAUCGAUAGGAAGCGGAAAGAGGAGGCUUUGUACAAACGCUACGUCGAAAGAGACGAAUAUGGCCAAGAGAAAUUCGUGACCGAACAUGAAGAAUGGGAGAAAGAGCAAACCCAAAAAGCCAAGGCCCAGAUCAACAGGGCGGAAAGAGAGUAUGAAGGAGACUAUGCCCCUGUGCUAGACCCAGAACAGUAUAUACAAUGGAAUCUAGGCUCGACAUUAGCGGGCGAGGGAAAGGCAUUAACUCAGGAACAACGGUUUCUGGACGCACAGAUCGAAGCUGCCGAAAAGAAGGCCUUGUCGAUUCAGGAGACUCGGAAGAGUUUACCUAUCUACAAAUACCGGGAUGAGUUUAUCGCGGCUAUCGAGCAAUACCAGAUCCUUGUUCUCGUAGGUGAGACGGGUAGUGGAAAGACUACACAAUUACCUCAAUACCUACAUGAGGCCGGUUAUACCAAAAAUGGCCUCAAAGUUGGUUGCACACAACCUCGAAGAGUUGCAGCUAUGAGUGUAGCAGCUCGAGUUGCAGAAGAAAUGGGAGUGAAGGUCGGAAAUGAGGUUGGGUAUUCGAUUCGAUUCGAGGACUCUACUAGCGACAAGACUGUCCUAAAGUAUAUGACCGACGGUAUGUUACUCCGAGAAUUCAUGACGGAACCGGACCUUUCCGGCUAUUCAGCUUUGAUGAUCGACGAGGCCCACGAGCGGACUGUUCAUACGGAUAUCCUACUAGCCUUGGUCAAAGAUCUAGCUAGAGAGCGACCAGAUUUAAAACUUUUGAUCUCUUCGGCUACAAUGAAUGCCGAGAAAUUUGCGAAAUAUUUCGACGAUGCUCCGAUCUUCAAUAUUCCGGGACGAAGGUAUCCCGUCGAUAUCUACUACACCCCAGCGCCAGAAGCGAACUAUUUGACAGCAGCUAUCACGACUAUCUUCCAGAUCCACACGAGCCAAGGAAAGGGGGAUAUUCUGGUGUUCUUAACAGGUCAAGACGAGAUCGAGGCCGCCGAAUUACAGUUAACAGAGACUGCCAGGAAACUGGGGAAUCGAGUAAAAGAAUUACUCGUGUGCCCUAUCUAUGCCAAUUUGCCAUCAGAGCUUCAGUCCAAAAUCUUCGAGCCCACUCCCGACGGCGCUCGCAAAGUGGUCCUGGCUACGAACAUUGCUGAAACCAGUCUGACAAUCGAUGGCAUCACAUAUGUCAUUGAUCCGGGAUAUGUGAAGGAGAACGUGUAUAAUCCAGCGACGGACCCGAUGCUUGCCAAGGCAGUGCUCGCUGCAGAUAAGUUCAAGUGCGUUGAUGAAGUUCUGUCGAUUGUGGCGAUGUUGAGUGAAGCCUCGGCUCUAUUCUUCCGACCCAAGGACAAGAAGAUCCACGCCGAUAGUGCCCGAAACCGGUUUACUGUCAAGGAGGGUGGUGAUCAUCUAACACUUUUAAAUAUAUGGAACCAAUGGGUUGAGAGUGACUUCUCUCCUAUUUGGUCGCGCGAGAACUUCCUGCAACAGCGGUCCCUAACUCGGGCCCGAGAUGUUCGAGAUCAGCUAGCCAAGCUUUGCGAGCGGGUCGAGGUUGCACCGUCCACGUGCGGCUCGUCCAACAUCGAGCCCAUCAAGAAAGCGCUCACUGCAGGUUUCUUCCCCAAUGCUGCCAAGUUACAACGCAGUGGCGAUAGUUAUCGAACAGUCAAGAACAACACGACGGUCUGGAUCCACCCUAGCUCCGUGCUGAUGAAGUCGGAGCCGCCGGAGAGGAUGGUGAUCUAUUAUGAGCUGGUGUUGACGAACAAGGAGUACAUGCGAAGCUGCAUGCCCAUCAAGCCGCAGUGGUUGAAUGAGGUUGCGCCUCACUUCCACAAGAAGAAGGAUCUGGAGGAGUUGGAGGAGAGGAAGAUGCCUAAAGGACAAAAGACAUAAGAAUAGUUAAGGGAUAUUGGGGUCCGAGGUCACGGGAUAUCAGGAUAUAAGUGUAUAAAAGCAGGGCCAACAUAUAGCUGAUAUUCCGCUUCAUGAAUAAUCCGAACUAUAAGAAUACCCAGAUGAGUGCUUUGCUACGUAACGUGAUUAACUCACAAGCCGCGCAUUUAUGACUUGACUUGAAUAUCGUGUAAUUGACGAUAGUGAGGCAAUCAUCAGAUUCACCACCUACCUACACAAACA
Hypoxylon fragiforme is the source of this 3227-nucleotide messenger RNA. RefSeq names its product helicase associated domain-containing protein. The record is from RefSeq and is a predicted model, not a curated record. The transcript has 2 exons. NCBI's taxonomy places the organism in Eukaryota, Fungi, Ascomycota, Sordariomycetes, Xylariales, Hypoxylaceae. The coding region runs from base 306 to 2984 and encodes 892 amino acids. Gene Ontology annotation, molecular function: ATP binding; RNA binding. Gene Ontology annotation, cellular component: catalytic step 2 spliceosome; intracellular anatomical structure.